AUCAACUUCAUGCAUUUCCUCAUCCGUCGAACCCAACACCACCAACAAUGGCGAACACUCUUCACCGAUGCUGCACUUCCCAUCAACCACGUCAGAGACCGUGGACUCGACCACGUUGUCGAAAGAGAAAAAAACCUUAAACCCCUUCUCCAAAUCAAGAACCUCAUCAAAUCUGAACCUUCAAAAACCAUUCCUUUAAACAUCAUAACUCAGUCCAAAGAUUCACUACAAAUCCCAACAAGACCCAUUGAGUUUAUUAGAAAAUACCCUUCAAUUUUCCAAGAAUUCUUCCCUGCUAGUAUAAAUAUACACCCCCAUAUUAAGUUAAGUCAAGAAAGUCUCAGUCUUGAUGAAGAUGAAGAGUUGUUUUAUCAAAGUGUGAGUUAUAAACAAGAUGUUGCUGAUAGGGUAUUGAAGCUUUUGAUGAUUGGUAAGGUUACUAAGAUUCCUUUAUGUGUUCUUGAUAAGCUUAAAUGGGAUUUGGGUUUGUGUGAUAGUUUUGUGAAAAGUGUAGUACCAGAGUUUCCUGAUUAUUUUCAGGUGAGUGGUAGUGAGUCUGUGUUGGAGUUAGUUUGUUGGAGUCAUGAACUUGCUGUUUCUUUUAUGCAAAAGGAAGUAAUGAAAUGUGAAGAAAAUAAUGAGGAUUUGUUAGUUAAGUUUGCUUUGAAGUAUUCGAACGGGUUUGAGGUGGAUAAGAAGUACAAGAAAUGGGUUGAUGAAUGGCAAAAGUUGCCAUAUAUUUCGCCGUAUGAGAAUGUGAAGAACCUUCCUGCUAAGAGUGAUGAGGCUGAUAAGUGGGCAGUGAUAAUUUUGCAUGAAAUUCUUAGUCUUUGUGUCGGGAAGAAGGCGGAGAAAGAUAGUUUGCUUUUGAUAGGAGAGUGUUUGGGACUUCGUUCGAGGUUUAAGAAGGCAUUAAUGUUGCAUCCAGGGAUAUUCUACGUGUCGAGUAAGAAUGGCAUACAUACUGUGGUAUUGAAGGAGGGCUAUAAAAGGGGAAUGUUGAUUCAGAGGAACCCGUUGAUGGAACUGCGGUAUAAGUAUGUUCAUCUCAUGAACAAGGUGACGGAGGAUAAAAAAUUGAAAGAUAUGCAGCAGAAAAGUAGUCAUGAUCUGAAAGAAGGUGAUGCAAAGGAAACUGAUGAAGAUAUGGAAGAAGAAGAAGAAGCAGAAGAUGACGACGAUGAGGUUGAUGAGGACUCUGAUGAUGUGCAUAAUGACUACAAUGAUGACGAGGCGGAAAAUGAGGCUAGAUAUGUGAAGCAUAGCCAAAGAUUAAACUUGAGGACAAGUGUUGAUGAUAGGAAGCCUAUCCAAAGAUUAAACUCGAGGACUAGAGAUGAUGAUAGGAAGCCUAACCAAAGAUUAAACUCGAGGACAAGAGAUGAUGAUAGGAAGCCUCACCGAAGAUUAAACUCGAGGACAAGAGAUGAUGAUAGGAAGACUUCAGCAACCUCUUCAAGGACGUUCUCGGGAAGAAAUUCCAACAGAGAUGUGGAAAGAACAUCAAGAAGUCCGUCUCGGAGAGCAGAAAAUAAUAAUGAGCAAGAUGGUCGAACAAGAUAUGAGGACAGAAGAAGUUCCAACAGAGAUAUGGAAAGAACAUCAAGGAGAUCAUCUUGGAGAGCAGAAAAUAAUGGUGAGCAAGAUGCUCGAACAAGAUAUGAGGACAGAAGAGGUUCCAACAGAGAUAUGGAAAGAAUAUCAAGGAGAUCUCCUUGGAGAGCAGAAAAUAAUGGUGAGCAAGAUGCUCGAACAAGAUAUGUGGACAGAAAGCUUCCAAUAAAUUCAGUGAAGACUUGGGCAGGAAGAAGUUCCAAUGGAGACAAAGAAAGAACCUCUCGAUCUUCUAGGAGGCCGGAGACUAAUGAUAAUCAAUAUGCUCACCAAAGAUCAAGUAACAAAUUAGACCCUCGUACAAACCGGGGAACAUCUGAACAGAGGAGGACCUCCACACCGUGAAAAGCUAUUUGCUUUGUGAAGGCAGUGUAACCAUAGGCUUGCUUUUGAUUGUUUUAGGUUUGUCAUUUGUCACUCACAUAUGCUGCUAUAAGGCUGUAACAACAUAUUGCAGAAUCCUGUCUCAUCAAAUUUUGGCUUUCUCUAUGGGGUUGCAGCUAACUCAGCUAUCCCUCUUUUCCGGAAGCUUGUUGUAUACUUGGUGAAUUCUUUUAUGAACUCUCCAACUGCUCCUAGCUCGACCUCCUGUCCACGCAAAAGGUUUGCACCAUUGCCACAGACUGGGGUCGGCAACUCCAAAAAGGAAAUAUUGAGGAUUAUUAACUGUUUUUGCUUAGUAAUUGUCCAGACCAACAACCAAACAACAAGUGAAAAUGGUGCAGUAUUUGUUGGCGCAGGUGUUGAUUGAGUUUUGUUUAAAGUCUUAACACAUGCUCUGCUAUGUUCAAGGAAAUGUCUUCUUUCUUCUGAGUGAAAGAUUUCUUAGAGGAUGCAUCUCUUUCCUUUGGUGAUUUGUCCUAUUAUCAAAUGACUCUAGUUUGAUCUUCAUGCGUUGAGCUCUUCUUCAGAUAACUUGGUUGCAAAAUGAUACUCUUACUGUUUGAACGUAAAAGGCACCCAUAACUUGUUCCCAGUUUCUUUGAAUUCUGGAUUGUUUACAUAGCACAAGGUUACGUUAUCGGUGAUUGAAGAAAUUAUAUUUAGCCUUUAUUACAUUUUUACUUGCCUACUGUGUAUCAACUUAUUUGUCCUCUGUAUGUUACAGGCUUACAGUUAUUUCUUGUCAAGUAAAGUAUCUGAAAUUAUGGA
Lycium ferocissimum is the source of this 2766-nucleotide messenger RNA. Its product is annotated as protein WHAT'S THIS FACTOR 9, mitochondrial. The transcript is spliced from 2 exons. The coding region runs from base 10 to 1959 and encodes 649 amino acids. Lineage: Eukaryota; Viridiplantae; Streptophyta; Magnoliopsida; Solanales; Solanaceae. Gene Ontology annotation, molecular function: RNA binding. The record is from RefSeq and is a predicted model, not a curated record.